Molecule: messenger RNA, 345 nt
Organism: Cylicostephanus goldi
Lineage: Eukaryota; Metazoa; Nematoda; Chromadorea; Rhabditida; Strongylidae
Source: the annotation of a GenBank genome assembly
AUGUCAUUUUCUUGUAGAGAGAUCACAGUAAAACAUUCAGCGGCUGAGAGCAUGAUCGAGAUUGCCAAAACUCAGGACGAAGAAACUGGCGAUGGCACCACAUCGGUGAUUAUACUAGCUGGUGAGGUUAUGGCUCAAGCACAGCCAUUCCUUGAGCAGAAAAUACAUUCCUUCCUUGAGCCAUUCCUUGAGCAGGAAAUACAUCCUACCAUCAUUACCCAGGCUUACCGCGCUGCUUUGAAAGAUAUGGUAAAGCUUGCUGAGGAGAAAUUUAGUAAGCUUGUUGACAUCAACAAUGAGAAGGAGAUAGAUAGAGUACCUUACGGUUUGUUUAAUCUUGCUUGA